Messenger RNA from Camarhynchus parvulus, 3765 nucleotides. It is a transcript of the gene C3H6orf120, whose product is annotated as chromosome 3 C6orf120 homolog. Lineage: Eukaryota; Metazoa; Chordata; Aves; Passeriformes; Thraupidae. The transcript is spliced from 3 exons. The record is from RefSeq and is a predicted model, not a curated record. The coding region runs from base 726 to 1283 and encodes 185 amino acids.
CGGGGCGGGGCAGGAGCGCCCGGCGGUACCGGCGGCGUUCGGGGGCGGUGCCUCCACCGGCCCCCAGCGACUCCCGCCGCGGGCCGGGCUCUGCCGGGCGCACCGAGCGGCUCCUGGGGCGCGCAGGGGGAACGCCGUUCCGCCCCGCGCGCCGGUUCCUCGGCGCCGGCCUCCCCUCGGCCGCCGCGCUGCUCCGGGGCCCGCCCCGGGGAGGGGCUUUCCCGCGGCGCCCCGGCCGCGCUGCGCUGCCGCACGUCCGCCAGUCCCCGCUGCUUUUCCUCGCCGUGGCCGCGGCCUUGCCGGAGCCGCAGCCCCGCGGCAGGUCGGAGAUAACUUUUAAUUAUUUUCUGGUCAGAUGUGGAGCUCCUCCUGUGGCUCCGGUCGGCUUUUUCAUCACUACUUCGAUGGACAAGUGACAGAGUCAGCUCCCUCCUACGGUCGAGACAAAAGACUGGGUUUUUUCUGUGGUUGUUGAGGGAGUUCUGUCAGUCUGGCAGGUUCAGCAUAUGCUGCACCUCGUUCUUUUAUGCUGUCUUUGCAGAAUUGUGACCUUGCAGUAGAGAGGCCUCUGGGACAGAAAACCUGAAACUACAGAAACAGUUGAGCAUUUUUUUCUAUUUUUUUUUGCCCUGGAUCCGUUCAGUUGUAGAACUUCUAACAUUUAAGUGACAUCUCAGUGGAGGUAGAACACGGACACAGGAAGAAUCCAAAUACAACUGAAGACCAUGGCAACACACUGGAGAAGAAUCCUGACAGUAUUUGUGACAGCUCAAGUACUAUUUGUGGUAAAUGCCUUUGAGGAAGAGGACGUACCAGAGGAAUGGAUUCUUCUUCAUGUUGUCCAAGGUCAGAUUGGAGCAGGAAACUACAGCUAUUUGAGACUAAAUCACGAGGGAAAGAUCGUUCUUCAGAUGCGGAGUUUAAAAGGUGACGCAGACUUGUACGUGUCUGAUGUGACACUGCACCCCAGCUUUGACGAGUACGAGUUACAGUCUGUGACUUGUGGCCAGGACAUCGUCCACGUGCCUGCACACUUCCGCCGCCCUGUGGGAAUAGGGAUUUACGGGCACCCCUCUCACCUGGAGAGCGAGUUUGAAAUGAAGGUGUACUACGAUCGAACGGUUGUACAGUACCCGUUUGGCGAGGCUUCUUACAACCCUGAGGAGAUGGAGGCAAGCCAGAAAUACUCACAGCCUACAGAAGAUGAAUCUCAGGAUGAGGAGUCUGUUUUCUGGACUAUACUUAUUGGAAUCUUGAAAUUAAUACUUGAAAUCCUUUUUUAAAUUGAUACACACUGGACUUAACUCACACUUCAUCCUGUGAAAUUGGUAUGAAUGACUUGCUGUUAUACUUAAUACUCACUAUGUUUCCUGAACAGAUAUUCAGGUUACAUUUCCAAAACCAGAAAGGAAGUGGGGAGAAAAAGCCAUAUUUAAUUUUAUAUUGUAAAUCCUCCCCAAUAUGUAAAAUGAGCAGCCAGGACAGUAUUUGCAGUGCUCUUCAGAGAUCAGAGCUUAAAAAUGAAUGUAUAGUUGGGGUCUUGUUAAAUUCACUUAAAAUAGGUGCUUAGGAAAAUCAAAUCCAAUUCAGUAUUUUCUAUUGUUUUUUAUAAAGAAAAAUUAAUAAACUACUGCACUUCAGUCCCCCUCUCAAUUUAGAGCAUAUUUAAAAAUAAAACCUGCUUCUUUUCUGAGCAAGCAUCUCCAGUAAAACUGAUCAGCAACGUGUUUGAGUGUAUUCAUGAAGCUGAGCAGCUUAGGGUGAAGGAAGGAGAAAACAAUCAAUCACCUAAGGGAAUAGAUGGUCUGUAUUCUAACUGUGUGUGCUCUACAUCAUAUCAGCCAUCUGUCAAACAGAGGUUGGUCCAGUCACUCAUCACCACUACAAAUCCAUGACCUGAAUCAAGUGCAUGUUGAUUCUUUGCUAUUACUGCAGGGAGAGGGAGCCUUCAGCUGUUGUUACUUGUCAAUAUGACAUUUUUGUCUCAUUAAAAACAACACAGCAUACAGGUAUCUCAAACUUGAGAGGUGCUUUCUUACACUUCCCUUGAUAGCUUUUUGUGAUUGAUUUUUUUUUCCAAGCACAUAUUUAUGAAUAAGUCAUUAGCUUGCACAGAAAAUUUAUGCUGAAAGGGAUUUACAGUAUAUUAUAAGAAGGUCAUCUCAUGCCUACUCUUCCUUAGAAGUUACUUUUGCCAGGAAUACUUUUUGCUUUGGUUGAGUAUUUCAGAAUAACCAGUUGCUAUGCAAAUAAAGUACAUGAAAUUGCUCUGUAAUUUUCUUUUCACAGGGCUUACUGAUAAGUGCACUGAAAUAAACAAGUACGUUGCUAUAAUUUUAUACAAAUGCAUGUAUAAUUUAAAUUUCAUUAUUGAAAAGCUUCUCUUUUUUGAGUGGUAAUUUGGCUUGCCUCUCUCAACACCUGACAAGACAGUAGUGACUUGUAUCACAAAAAAUCACUAUAUGGACAAAGUUUAUUUAGUAAAAAGAAAAAAAAGUGGUAUUGCUCCUCUUAUAGAGUGGUUGAUUAAAUAGCACCAGAGUAUCACUUUAAUUUGUGCAGUUAAGUUUUGGACAGCAAGUUUUUAGGGCUUUCUUAGCCCUCCUUGCUGUUUUUCCCCCUUCUUCCUCCUCUUCUGGGUACAGGAGGGUCUUUCUGACAACAAUCACAAAUCCAGCGACCUAAGAAAAGAAAGUUAUCAAUUAUUGGGAAACUAAGUUUGUUACUCUCUUACCUAUUUAGGCAGCCCUUCACCAUUCUGUUAGGUGCUUAUCUAUUUGCAGUAUUUCCUUUAAAGCGAACAACAAAUGCUUUUAAAAUUAAGCAUCUUUUCUAUAAAGCAGCGUACACAAUUCACACUCCCUUGCAGACUCAUUAUGUGUAACCAGUAGCUACAUCAAUCUUCAUGGACCUCAAGAAGUGCCAGCACUCCAAGGAGGUGGUUAUUAGGUAAGAGCUUUACAAACAGUGCUCGAGUUUGCCGGUUAUAUUUUCAGGUGAAUGACUACAGUUCAAGGUUGUGAAGUUACCCAGAGCAGAAAUCAAUGGCAGCUGGGGAAGCAUUUAACUUUUUAUUACAACAGCUGGAAUCAAAGGCUGUUUUGGUAAUUUUGUAGUUUUGUAGACAUAUAAUCUAUUUUGAUUAUAUUCCUAGGUCAGCCUCAAAGUGAAAUCAGCCACAGAACCUGCACAAAAGUGACAGCUAGCUCCAGUGCUUCCCAAAAUGGGGCAGUACAGUGUGUUUUAAGUACUGUCCAGGGAAUACUGUCACUGCCACUGAAUACAUAUUCAUGAACUUACCAUGGACAUAGAACUACAUGUAAAGCAACAGUACCACCUGUUAUUUUCUUUCUACUGCCCUGAUAUGGGCAGUAGAUAUGAGUGUCUUGGCAAUUUAAAGCUACUGGCUUGCCUGCCCACCUGUGGAGGUACUUCUGUUGCAGUUUUGAUGUUUAAGAAUAAAAAAGGGAAUGAAAGGGUUUAAAGAGAUAUUUACAAAUACUAAAUUGGGACAACUAUUUCAUUUAGAAGCUGAAACAGCACAAUUAAUGUGAAAGCUACACUCUAGCAAUAUGCAGCAAUACAGUUUAUUUUACAAGUUUCUUCAGUGAAAAGAGGUAAUUAUUGUCAGUAUUCUGUGGAAAUGGAAAAAACAUAGUUCUGAGCGAGCCUGUUUGGGUUAUGCUGUAAAAGCCAAUUAUAUUUCCUGCACAGGAAAUGUGAGGUUUAACUGUGCACAACCAAAUAUAUAGAAAUAAAGCUUAG